CAGACAACCUGAUUGGGCGGCGGUCGCACCGCUUGUCGCUAUGCUUGUCCCGUUCGUCGUUUGCGGUGUCUUUUCCGUAUUUUUUGCCCAGGCAUUCUAUUUACCUGGAUUAGCUCCCACAAACUAUUGCCCCGGAAAUUCUCCAUCUAAAAAUUGCAAGGUAUCGUUCUUUUGAAUCGCGGUUUUACGCUCUAGAGUGAAAUUCCACUCCUGGUGAACAAAUUGACGUCAAAGAAAUCGUUCAUCUCCUAUGGAUAUGACAAAUUUGAUUUUUGUGAGACGCGCAACAAAGAAUCACCCGUUGAAAACUUGGGUCAAGUCGUCUUUGGAGAACGGCUGUUACCGUCGGAUUACAAGCUUUAUCCCAUGAGAGCAAUGACAUGUGAGAAACUUUGCACCAGACAGUACAAGGCUUCAACAGAACCAGCAUAUGAUUUCUUACGCAACGCCAUCAUUCUCCAAUAUUCACAUCACUGGGUUGUCGAUAAUUUGCCGGUCACCGUUUGCCUGACGAGCGAAGAUCAAAAACGGUAUUGUUCUGCAUCUAUCCCCCUUGGAUGUUUUGGCGAGACACGUGAUUUAUCGAACAGCUUGUGUGGAGCUUUUACCCGGUCUAAAAACGAAGUCUACUUACUGAACCACGCGAAACUGAAGAUCUAUUAUCAUCCGGUACAAGAUUCUUGGAGCUGGCCCGAUUCCAUUCGUAUCGUUGGCGUUGUUGUGGAACCACAAAGCAUCGCCCACCCAAAAGACGCAGCAGAUUGUGCUUUGACGACACCUUUGGUGCUGCCGGUCCAUUUGGAUUCUGAACUCUCUAUUACCUACUCUUACAGUGUGACCUAUGAGGCGAGCAACAUUAAGUGGGCCUCCAGGUGGGAUUACAUUUUGGAAUCGAUGCCCCAAAGUAACAUCCAAUGGCUGUCGAUACUCAACUCGGUGGUGCUAGUUCUAUUUCUCUCCGGGUUGGUGGCCACCAUACUGUUGCGUACUCUUCGACGGGACAUUGCUCGGUACAGUCAGCUUGAAAACUCGUCCGAGGUUCAGGAGGAAUCCGGCUGGAAACUAGUUCACGGUGACGUGUUUCGGCCACCAUCUUGGGGCAUGUUGCUAUCUGUCUUCCUGGGCUCCGGUAGUCAACUAUUACUGAUGGUCGUGGUCACCCUAUUUUUCGCCUGUUUGGGUUUCCUGAGUCCAGCAAAUCGAGGAGCUUUGAUGACCUGUGCUUUGGCGAUGUAUGCGUGCUCGGGCACAAUAGCCGGAUACGUUGCAGCGAGGAUGUACAAGUUCUUGGGAGGUCUUCGAUGGAAAACCAAUGUGUUGCUCACUGCGACUGUUUGUCCUGCGGUCGUGUUCACAAUCGUCUUCAUACUAAACCUGGCCUUGUGGAUCUUACGCAGCGCCAAUGCAUUGCCCUUUGGCACCAUCGUGGCGUUGCUCGCUUUAUGGUUUGGAGUUAGCCUACCACUGUGUUUCAUUGGCGCAUUCUUCGGAUUUAAGAAAUCUGCCAUCGAAGUCCCCGUGCGCACAAACCAGAUCCCUCGUCAGAUUCCUUUCCUCACUGCUUAUGGUCGUCCGACGGUCACAUUCUUCCUCGGUGGAUUGUUACCCUUCAGUUGUAUUUUUAUACAACUGUUUUUCAUAUUUAACAGCAUCUGGGGCACACAGUUCUACUUCAUGUUCGGACUUCUAUUCCUGGUGUUUCUGAUGUUGGUGAUCACGUGCUCAGAGACUGCCAUACUUCUGUGCUAUUUCCAACUGUGUUCUGAAGAUUAUCGUUGGUGGUGGAAAGCCUUUCACUGUGGGGCUGGAACUUCCUUCUACCUAUUUAUCUACUCUCUGCACUAUUUCAUAUCACGUCUGGAGUUCCGAGACGCCAUUUCUGGGUUCCUUUACUUCGGCUAUAUUUCAAUCAUCGUGUGGCUCAGCUUCUUGUUGACAGGGAGCAUUGGAUUUUUUGCGUGCUUGUGGUUCAUACGAAGAAUCUAUGCUGUUGUUAAAGUCGACUGAUUGUUUUUUUAAUUCCCAUUCUAUUUCACUGCGCUUUGUGUGUGCGUGUGGCUCCCGUUGAUGCAUCAUUUGGGCGUUUGCGCGUUUUCUUUUUUGAAUUCCACACUGUUUCCCUGUCACUUUGAUCACCGAUAUCUUCUUCCAUUUGGCGCUAACACGUUUCAUGUUUGUAUUCCCGUUGGUUUCUCUUGCUAUGCUCGAACACACUAUUGAGUGAGUAAUAACUGUGAUAUCGUCACGACCCCAUCAGCCAGCAGUUCACAUUAUCGCGUUUCUGCCAUUACAUUCAUUUCACUUAUAGAUUGUUCCACAUUGAUACACGUUUUUCAGACAUCUGAUGAACUAGUUCCCAUCGGUAAGAUGUCGGGAUCGACUACUAAAGAUAGAAUGAAUCUU
Molecule: messenger RNA, 2403 nt
Organism: Opisthorchis viverrini
Lineage: Eukaryota; Metazoa; Platyhelminthes; Trematoda; Opisthorchiida; Opisthorchiidae
Exons: 12
Coding region: 367-2007 (546 amino acids)
Biological process (GO): protein localization to membrane
Cellular component (GO): membrane
Source: RefSeq, a predicted model, not a curated record